This is a messenger RNA of Ictalurus furcatus (blue catfish), 5016 nucleotides long. It is a transcript of the gene elf1, whose product is annotated as E74-like ETS transcription factor 1. Gene Ontology annotation, cellular component: nucleus. Lineage: Eukaryota; Metazoa; Chordata; Actinopteri; Siluriformes; Ictaluridae. Gene Ontology annotation, biological process: cell differentiation; regulation of transcription by RNA polymerase II. The transcript is spliced from 8 exons. The coding region runs from base 2399 to 4081 and encodes 560 amino acids. Gene Ontology annotation, molecular function: sequence-specific DNA binding; DNA-binding transcription factor activity, RNA polymerase II-specific. The record is from RefSeq and is a predicted model, not a curated record.
GGUUCUCAAUGUCUACUAUUAGGACUUGUGUGAAAAGCUGAUGAUGUUUUAGGUCAUAUUUUUGCAGAUAUAAUCGUUUGCAGAAAUUUCACAUUUUCAAGCUCUGUAUGAAAUUAUACCCAAAAAGUUAUUCAGGCCCAUAACACAUUUUGCCACAUGAUCUGGGGUGAUUGUAUGUAUGUUAUGGCAAAAUUUCAUGAGAAAGGGCUUACCAGCCUUUGAUUGCCAGCCUUCCCCUCAGCAAAGAUAUGUGAAGAAUAUGAGAGAUUGUUGUCACAUGCAGGGAGUGACCAGUGCUUGCCAGAUAUUCCUGCAGUUCCUUUAAUGUUGCAAGAUGAACAAAACCAAGAUGAUAUCAAGAAAAUCCUACAGGAACAGCUGAUCUUUAUUUAGGGUUAACCAGAAUCACUUAACUGAUGACAGGUGUAUGAUAAUUAUUUUUGAACAUAAGUUUGAAUAUGACUAAUUAAUUUUGAGCACAGUCACAUGCACCAUUUUAAUAGGGUGUGCACACUUAUGCACUUACGGUUAUUGUUUUUUUAUUUCUCAUUCUUUUCUUAAAAUAUCACAUUAAAGGUGGAAAAAGAUCUGAUAUGAUUUAUCUUGGUUUAAUUGUUUUUAUAUCACAAAAACCUGAAAUUUAACAGGGGUGUAUACAUUUUUUGUGUCCAUUGUGUAUGCGUGUGUGCGUCUGUGCGUGUGUGUGCAUGUGUGUGUGUACGCGCGCGCGCGCGUGUGUGUGUGUGUGUGUGCAUGCACAUGUGUGUGCAUAUUGAUGCAGAUGCUCAUUGAUUUCUUGCAUAUUUUGCAUUACAACUUUCUCAAACUGAGAAGAAAAUCUCAAAACACACAAUCUCCCCUAUUCCAAGCCUUUUCUAGUCACUGAAGUAUAUUUUCUCAUACACUCAGGCAGGUUCUCACUUGUAAAGCUGUUUUGGAUUGCAACAAGCAUUUUCUGUGCAAUACAUAAUGUGCUUAAUCUGGUUGACUCAUCUUCAUCUGUGGCAUUUGAAGUAUACAGACAUCAGAUUUUAGGUUGCCUAAGAUGUUUUAUGGUGUUUAAUUAACUCUUAAGUGCAUUUAAGUAACACAUAAUCACACACAUGUGUAGAGACUCAAUAAGGUUACUAUUCAAAUUUUGCUGAGUGUAUGUUGGCCUGUUUGUCAUUAGCAUAUAGUCUAAUGCGUCUAGAUGCGUCUCAGUUCUCACUAAGCCCCACCUCAGACCCCUAGCUUCCUGUUUGUCAACUGGAUAGUCUCAGAUAAAACUCAUGUGUGCUCACACAUGCUUAAAUGUGCACACAACAAUGCAAAUGCAUAAAUACAGACAUGAAUGUGAACAAAUGUAUGAACAUGCCAAAAGAAUUUAACAUGCACACAUAAGCAGAAACACAGAUCCAUAUGUUUAUGGAAACUUUCAAGGCCUAGUCAGGUGUAGCCAUUAUGAGGAAAACGAGUGCUGAGCAUGGCAUUUAAAGACUUUGAAAUAUUGGCAUAGAGUCUGACACCUGGUGGUAGAGUCCUGCACUCUAAACACGUAUUAUACAGAAGUCCCCCCCUCCCACAGAGUUUAUAACAACAAGGUUAAGAACAGUGUGCUUUCCACAGGCAGGUCAAGUGGCACUGUCUCUCUAGGUUUAUAACCUCUGGAUUCUUUAUAUGGUUCUCAUGUUAGACGGAAAGCCUCCUCUGCGGCCUUUUCUGUAAGCUUAUGAGGCCACACCCCUGCUUUUACCUUUGAGCUACCUGUCCCAUUUUCAUUGCUGGAUGAGUGUAAAUGGAGAAGGGAAGAAGAGUUUCAGUGAAUUCGAUGUCCACUGAGUCAUUUUACUGUAGGUUGUUGAAAUAAUCUCCAAGCUCAGUCUUGGACUAAAUACUCCCACUUUAUAGAAACGAGUCUUAUAUUUUGAUGCAUAAUUCAAGGAUUUUUGUCUGCUGGGGUCAGAUAUUUGCCCCAGUCUCCCCUCCCCCACUAAGUUCCCCAGCCAAUCGAAACCACCCCCAGAGCUCACCUGAAGGGAUUUGCUUUUAUGUCCCGCCCUGUCUGCUGAUUGGUUAGGAGAAAAUGUUCUGCUUCACAGCUCAGCGUCCCAGUGGUUGCUUACACACUGACACAGAGUGAGAGACAGAGAGCAAAUUGCUUCACCAUACUGGUCUGACAAAAAAGAGAAAUUGCUUAGAAGCCAUUUCUCACUCUUUUAUAGUUUCAUUUUAACUUUAUCUCUUGUUGAUGAGAGUGGGAUAGGCAGAAGGUCACUCGGUGUUCGGUACCUUCAGCAUGCAUUUCUCGUUGCUUUAGACACACCCCACCCUUGGGUAUUUUUUUUCUCCUGCCAACCUUCUGUUUUUUCUCUCAGUUUUGUUGUAAUUCAGAUCUGACAGAUCCUCCACCGCAAACAUGGAGUGUGACAAAAAGACCUGUUUUGCUGAGCUGGAUGACCCAUCUGUGUUUCCAGCGGUGAUCGUGGAGCAGGUGCCGGCUGCUGACCUCAUGCAAGUGUACUCAGGGUUGGAGGCUGAUGAGGUCACCAAUGGUAUCAUGGUAGACACCAUGCAGGAUGUAGUGGAGGAGAACAUUAUGGUGGGAAAUGUAGGGCUGUCUGUAGAGACUCCAGUCUCUGGAGGAGAAGAUAAUGUAGAGACCAUUGAGGCAGCUGAGGCUUUGCUGAAUAUGGAGUCUCCCAAUAACAUCCUGGAUGAGAAACGCAUGAUUCACACAUAUGGAUCUCUGCUGGAUCCAGACCUGACCUACAUAUCUUUGCGGCCGGAGCAACUUAAUGCUGACUGCAUAGAUGUCUCUCUGGAUGAAGAAACAUCAUCUAUGGAUGAGAUUCCUCAGAAGAGUCCAUCCAAACCACCUAGGAAAAAUAAAGUGCGCAAACCUAGGGUGGUGCGCCCUUGUUCCCCCAUCACCAAUCCCUCUCUCCCACUGAAGAAAAAGAGUAAAGAAGGAAAAGGUAACACGAUUUAUCUGUGGGAGUUUUUGCUGGCUUUGCUGCAAGACAAAAACACAUGUCCCAAAUACAUCAAGUGGACACAGAGAGAGAAGGGUAUCUUUAAGCUAGUGGACUCCAAGGCUGUAUCCAAGCUGUGGGGAAAGCACAAGAACAAGCCUGAUAUGAACUAUGAGACCAUGGGAAGGGCUCUCAGGUAUUACUACCAGAGGGGCAUUCUUGCCAAAGUUGAAGGUCAGAGGCUUGUGUACCAGUUUAAGGAGAUGCCUACAGACUUGGUGGUGAUUGAUGAAGAUGAUGGGCAGUGUGGAGACUCCAGCCCUGGUUUUGGCAGUCAGCGCUCCAACUGCCACAGUCGUGUCAUGAGCCGCGGAGCAUUGCGUGCCCAGGGCAAAGGGUCAGGCCACGCACAAACUAAGGCAGUGAAGAAGGAGCCAGGUGCCAGUGUGCUCUACCAGAAUGCCAAAUAUAAACAAAGUGAGCAGCUGCUGCAGACUGUACAUGUGCUGCAGCCAAACCAGGGGGCUGCUGUUCCUGCUCCUGCACACACAAUGAGAGCCAUUAACAUGCCUGCCACUGUUCCCAUGGUCCUUACAUCCGGAUCGCAAGGAGGAGCACCAGUCACACUGCAAACGGUGCCCCUGUCUGUACUGGCCAACAGUGACUCUCUGAAUGGUCUGACCCGUGUGGUUACACUCAAUGCCAAUGGGCAGCCUGUGGUAGCGCAGCAGCCUGGUACUGUCAUUGCCACUGUGCUGAAGCCUGGAGAGCUUCAGAACUUGCAGGUAAAAGAGGAGAUCCUGGAGCCACAGUUCCUGCAGUCGCUGGUCAAUGGCAAUCCAUUCUACAAGGAGGAGACGGAUGGGGAGUCAUCUGAGCUUGGCCAUAGGACUGUGAUUGUUGGUGUUGCUAGCCAGGGCAUGUGCCAGCUUACUAACGGACACUCAGAGGCAGGGGCAGAGCUGGCAAGCAGCCCCAGUGAAGGUCUAACCCCAGUGGAAGAGCUGGAGGUGAAGAGCGAAAUUGCCGGAGCCAAAGAGUUGCUAGAUUGCCCGCAAGUGCCUAUUGCUGUGCAAAUACCCACUUCCCAGUUCAUCCAGGUAAAAACAGAGCUCUCUGAGACCUAAAAAGUUAACCAAGGUCAGGAGACCGCAGACUGUGCUUAAAUAAUUCAGUGAUAGUCACCUGAGGACAAUUGUUUACUCACAAUAUUGUGAUAUUGUGCUUAAAUUUGAAUAUUAAGGGAUAUAAAGAUCUAAUGGCUGGCUCUGUGGCAUCACCUUCAAUCCAAUAUGCAAUCCUGUAAUCAGAGACCAGCCAUUUAUUGGACCAGGGAUUGUUCUGCCAUGUGCCAGUUUCUUAUUAUGUUUCAUCUCCUUAGACUUACCUGCAUUUUUUAAUAUGCUCCACCUAAAACAGAGCCAACAGCACAUUGAAGUGUUGACACAGAGCUGCUAUGGAACAAAAAUAACCCAAUAUAUCGUAGGUUCAAGAAUAUUUUCACUUAAAAGGGGUGAAGUCUUUGCCUGUGGUUUAUUGCUGUCCAGACUGAAAGAGUGCCUUCUGUAACUGGCACAAAUGGUUGGAAUUAUUUUUUUUUAAAUAUAUCUUAGAUUUGGUGUGAGAAUAUGCUGAUGGAAAAAUGUUGUUGUGGACUACAGACUUUGCCUAUAAAACCACAUGGCUGAGACCAGGUUAUUUUCAAAUCAUAUUACAAAGAUUCCUAAAGGAUUUGUUGUGCUACUAUGGAAAUGGGCAUUUCCUGUCAUAAGAGAAAACUUAAUUAGACCUUUAUAUAUUUACUGAAUACAGAGACAGUACAAUGGCAGAUUCCCUAAUCAUCUGCUACAGAAGCAGAGUAUUUCUCCAUUAUUCCUUAAUCAAUUUUAUAUAAAUCAAAUGUCAUAUAAGACAGAAUAUACAGUAUAUAAAUAUAUAUGAUAUAUAAUUGAGUUUAUGGCCACACAUUUAUUUAUUUUGUGAAUUUCUAAAUUCUGUAUAAAAGGUAAUUUUUUAAAAUUGUAAUAAAUAUUGGGAUCAUGCAGUGUAAUAUAUAUAUAUA